AUGAAGCUUAUUCUUACUCUACUCGUAUCGGGCCUCUGUGCCCUGGCUGCCCCUGCGGCUAAGCGUGAUGGCGUCGAGGAUUACGCUAUCGGCAUUGAUAAGCGUAACUCGGUUGAAGACUACGCUAUUGGCAUCGACAAGCGCAAUUCUGUCGAGGACUACGCUAUCGGAAUUGACAAGCGUAACUCAGUUGAAGACUACGCUAUUGGUAUCGACAAGCGGAACACGGUUGAGGAUUAUGCUAUUGGCAUCGACAAGCGUAACUCAGUUGAGGACUACGCUAUCGGAAUUGAUAAGCGGAACACGGUUGAGGAUUAUGCUAUUGGCAUUGACAAGCGUAACUCCGUUGAGGACUACGCGAUUGGUAUUGAUAAGCGCAACUCCGUUGAAGAUUAUGCUAUUGGCAUUGAUAAGCGUGGUGGCUCAGUUGAAGACUACGCUAUCGGCAUCGACAAGCGCAAUUCUGUGGAAGACUACGCAAUUGGUAUCGACAAGCGCAACUCUGUUGAGGACUACGCCAUUGGUAUUGACAAGCGUGGCUCAGUUGAAGACUACGCUAUCGGCAUUGAUAAGAAGCGCGGUACUGUUGAAGACUACGCUAUUGGCAUCGACAAGCGUGGAGGAUCAGUUGAGGAUUAUGCCAUUGGUAUCGACAAGCGCCAUGGAGGGCAUUAA
Molecule: messenger RNA, 675 nt
Organism: Aspergillus oryzae RIB40
Lineage: Eukaryota; Fungi; Ascomycota; Eurotiomycetes; Eurotiales; Aspergillaceae
Exons: 2
Coding region: 1-675 (224 amino acids)
Source: RefSeq, a predicted model, not a curated record